Messenger RNA from Ostreococcus lucimarinus CCE9901, 717 nucleotides. RefSeq lists its product with no specific name. Gene Ontology annotation, biological process: translation. NCBI's taxonomy places the organism in Eukaryota, Viridiplantae, Chlorophyta, Mamiellophyceae, Mamiellales, Bathycoccaceae. The coding region runs from base 1 to 717 and encodes 238 amino acids. The record is from RefSeq and is a predicted model, not a curated record. Gene Ontology annotation, molecular function: ribosomal large subunit binding. The transcript has 2 exons. Gene Ontology annotation, cellular component: mitochondrion.
AUGCGCUGGUGUCUGCUCUCGAUGCGCGCGUCGACGCCGGCGGCAGCGCGGGACGUCGCCGCGAGGUCGUAUAGCAAGAAGAAGAAGCAGAAACAAAGAGCGGCGGCGGCGAGCGACGAAGACGGCGACGGCGACGAGGACGGUGACGGCGACGGUGGCGAGGAAGGCGACGUCGUGGAGUACGACGCGAAAGAGUGGCAGAGUAAAUUUGACGCGGCGUUGCACGCGUUGGAUGUCGAUUUGUCGCAGUUGCGCACGGCGCGCGCGUCGGCGGGGAUGAUUGAUCACAUUAUUGUCGAUGUAUACGGUGAACCGACGCCACUCUCGCACUUGGGCACGAUCACGGCGCCAAAUGCGCAGACGCUCUCCGUCACGCUGUUCGAUCCGAGCACCAAGCCGAGCGUGGAGAAAGCCAUCGUGAACUCGCCGCUCGGUUUCGUUCCCAAAGAGUCCAGUGAUGGUUUGAUCGUGCCCAUUCCAGCGAUGACACAGGAUACGAGGAAAGAGGUGUGCAAGCUCGCGAGCAAGCUCGGCGAGACGGCCAAGAUUGCCGCGCGCAACAUCCGGCACAAGGCGCAAAAGCGAAUCAAGCGCGCCGAAAUGUCGGAGGACGAUCGAAAGCGCGCGGAGAAGAAUUUACAAGCGCUCACCGACGACAUCGUGGGAAAGAUCACGCAGCGAUGUGCGGCGAAGGAGAAGGAAAUCAUGACGUUAUGA